GGAAGAAGAAGAAGAAGGCUACCCGGCAUGUGCAUUAUCCAUCACGUCGGUUGGGCCGCAUGAAAUGUGUGUGGCUGAUAACCCGCUGGAUAAAAAAAGGACACCGUUUUAGCUACGUUGUUUUCAUAAAGUUGUAGUUAAAGUAACAAAAUGCCGAAGAAAUCGAAAGACGCAGAGUGGGUGGACGAUGACGUCUCCUCGGCAGCUGCAGAAAAAACUGUGAAGAAAGGAAAGAAAGACAAAAAGGGGAAAAAGAGUUUCUUUGAAGAACUCUCCACAGAAAGCAAAGCUGAAAAGGUGGAUGAGGUGGCUGUGAAAGACACACAAGGAAAACAGCCUCAGAAAAAGAAGAAAGACCGGCGGAAAGGAAAACGUGGAGAUGCAGAUGAGGAUGCUGAUGAUGAAGAUGUGAUGCUGAAGCUGAAAAAGCUCUCUGUGCAAGCAAGUGAUGAGGAAGAUGAGCCAGUCCCUGUCCCCAGCAAAGGAAAGAAGACUAAGGGUGGAAACAUUUUUGCUGCUCUCAGCCAGGGCCACAGUGAUGAGGAUGAGGACGCUGAUUCAGAUGAGGAUAAACCAGAAACAAAGGAGGUUGAGAAGGGCAAGAAAAAACAUAAACCUAAGCCCAGGAAAGUGAAGGCUGCAUCUGACGAGGAGGAGGAGGAGGAGGAGGAGGAGGCAGAGAAGGAUGAUGGUGAAGAAAAAACUGCAAAUAAGACCAAGAAGGUAGAAGUCAAGUCCAAGUCACCAGAAAACGAUGAGGACGAAAAGCCAAAGAAAGGGAAGAAAGAGCAACAAAAGAAAGAAAAACCUGCUCAGCGACCACACAGCGAGGAUGAGGAGGAGGAGGACAGUGAUGGUGGUGGCAUGAUGAUGAGUGCUGAGGACGUCAUAGCAGAACAGGCCAAGCAGCAGGAAGAUGAUCCGCUGGCUAACCUUAGCAAAAAGGAGAAGAAGAAGAAAAAGAAACAGAUGGAGUAUGAGCGGCAGGUGGCCAGUGUUCGAGCUCAGAAUGCUUUGGAGGGAGAUUUCUCCAUUUCCCAGGCUGAGAUGUCCUCUAGACAGGCCAUGCUGGAGAAUGCCUCUGAUAUCAAGCUGGAGAGGUUCAGUAUAUCUGCUCACGGCAAGGAGCUUUUCGUCAAUGCUGACCUUUUGGUUGUGGCUGGAAGAAGAUAUGGUUUGGUUGGGCCAAAUGGCAAAGGAAAGACCACAUUACUGAAACACAUAGCCAACAGAGCGCUCAGUAUUCCCCCCAACAUUGAUGUGCUGCUGUGUGAACAGGAGGUGGUAGCUGAUGACACGCCGGCGGUGCAGGCGGUGCUGAAGGCCGACACCCGCCGCCUGAAGCUUCUGGAGGAGGAGAAACGGCUCCAGAUUCGUCUGGAGAGGGGAGAGGACUGUGUGGCUGAGAGGCUGGAGAAGGUCUAUGAAGAGCUGAGGGCAAUCGGAGCUGCAGCAGCUGAGGCCAAGGCCAGAAGGAUCCUGGCUGGUUUGUCAUUUACCCCUGAGAUGCAGAACAGACCCACCAAAAGGUUCUCUGGAGGGUGGAGAAUGAGAGUCUCCCUCGCCAGAGCUCUGUUCAUGGAGCCCACUCUCCUGAUGCUGGACGAACCCACCAACCACCUGGACCUGAACGCCGUCAUCUGGCUCAAUAACUACCUUCAAGGCUGGAAGAAGACUCUGCUCAUAGUUUCCCACGACCAGAGUUUCCUUGACGAUGUGUGUACAGAUAUCGUCCACUUAGACAACCAGAAGCUCUACUAUUAUAGAGGGAACUACUUGACCUUCAAGAAGAUGUACGUGCAGAAGCAGAAGGAACUGCAGAAACAGUACGACAAGCAGGAGAAGAAACUCAAAGAGCUGAAGGCAGGUGGCAAGUCCACCAAACAGGCUGAGAAGCAAACUAAAGAUGUCCUGACCAGGAAGCAACAGAAAGGCAAGAAGAAGGGAAGUCAGGAGGAGGAGAGCCAGGACGCCACAGAGCUUCUGAAGAGGCCUAAAGAGUACACCGUCAAGUUCACCUUCCCCAACCCACCUCCCCUCUCACCACCCAUACUGGGACUUCACAGUGUUGACUUUGGCUAUGAGGGUCAGAAGCCACUUUUCAAAAAUGUGGACUUUGGAAUUGACAUGGAGUCCAGGAUUUGUAUAGUUGGACCCAAUGGUGUGGGGAAGAGUACCCUGCUGCUGCUGCUCACUGGGAAAUUAACCCCGACCAAAGGUGAGAUGAGGAAGAAUCAUCGCCUGAAAGUGGGCUUCUUCAACCAGCAGUAUGCUGAUCAGUUGAACAUGGAGGAGACCGCCACAGAGUACCUGAUGAGGAACUUCAACCUUCCUUACCAAGAUGGCAGGAAGUGCCUGGGACGUUUUGGCCUAGAGAGCCACGCCCACACCAUUCAGAUCUCCAAACUUUCCGGUGGUCAGAAGGCCAGAGUAGUGUUUGCUGAGCUGUCCUGUCGUCAGCCUGAUGUGCUGAUCUUGGAUGAACCCACCAACAAUUUGGACAUCGAGUCAAUCGAUGCCUUAUCAGAGGCCAUCAAUGAAUACAAAGGAGCUGUGAUCAUUGUGAGUCACGAUGCCCGGCUCAUCACAGAGACUCAGUGCCAGCUGUGGGUAGUGGAGGACUGCACAGUCAACCAGAUCAACGGAGACUUUGACGAUUACAAGCAGGAGGUGCUGGAGGCUCUGGGAGAGACCAUGGUCAACAAGGUCAACCCAUGAUCGCACAGGCACUGUCAGGACACGCUGCACCAUCUGGACCGGCCAACAUGUCUCACAAAGUAACAGAUAAUAAAAAGAAAAUUGGAUUUGUUGGAAAGUAUCUAUUCCUUUCAUCUUUUAAUAGGUUGGAGACAAAUACUGGAGAGAUUAUCCUACCAUGCAUUCUAUUAAUAUAGAGGGAGGUAAAUGUCUUGAAUCAUGACCUGUGGUCUAGAUCUUAAGCUUAAUAAUAAAAGAAAUCCAUUUCUCAU
Molecule: messenger RNA, 2969 nt
Organism: Micropterus salmoides (largemouth bass)
Lineage: Eukaryota; Metazoa; Chordata; Actinopteri; Centrarchiformes; Centrarchidae
Gene: abcf1
Product: ATP-binding cassette, sub-family F (GCN20), member 1
Exons: 27
Coding region: 151-2718 (855 amino acids)
Molecular function (GO): ATP hydrolysis activity; ATP binding
Source: RefSeq, a predicted model, not a curated record